AUGCCCGGAGGGACCGUCGAUCCCGCUCUGCUUCCUCUUAGCAAUCGCCAGAGCUGCGUACUGGCCAGCAGUAUCCCCGACCUGCAGCUGGGAAAGGACCUCGGAAUCCCCGGCCUCAGUUCCCUGCAGCUGAAACUGGCGCGUGCGCCCUAUGCCGCGCGCUCCGUGGAGUACACCGAGAGGGCCAUCACACUCUGGCAGUUGGAGGGCCGGGCCCCCAUUCCCGUGGAGGUUCAGAUGGAGAUCACCCAGGCGCCCUCGCUCUUUGCCCUCCCGGUCAUGCAGAAGAGGCCCUGGGAGACCCCAUUCCAGGCACGGGGGCAGUGCAGGAUUCGCAUGUCGUGGCGCUGCAGCAUUCCCCUCCGCUUCCCUGCGAGCGUGACCCCUUGCGCCCUGGACGAGGCGGCGAUGAGUUCACCCGAGGACUGGACCCCCAGUCUUGAGGGCGCGCCGACUGGGCUGUCGCUGGUCGGCUCCAGCGCAAAGGAGCGGGAGAUACUGCUGACGGCGGCCCCGGACAAGACAACCUUUGAGUAUGUGGCAAUGUUCACUUUUCCCAAACUGGCCUUUGGGGCUCCAUCUCAGAUGCGGCCUCGCUGGAUGGCGUUCGUGGGGCGCCUGUUCACCCCCGAUUCGUACCUCGUCGCUAUCCUGAAAGUCCCCACUGUGGUCAUGUCCAGGAACGCCGACCAGCAGAGCAAGGCCCAGUCCCUGCUGUGGGGUAAGGUGAUGCCUCUGAGCAGCACCAGCCUUGACUACACCCCUUUCAUCGACCAUGUCAAGGGGUACGUGGAGCUGACGGCGUGUCGCCGCUUCACGCACCUCGGCAUUCUCCGCCAGCUCACGCCCGCCGACUUUGAGUUCCUGGCAGCCAAGGCAGGCUUUGUCAAGGUGGAUGGCAGCAUUCGCCGCAAGCCCAGCAGCAGCGAGUUUUCGACCUUCAACAUCUGGCUGGAUGGCCACUUGCAGACCAUACACCACUGCCGGGCCCAUUUCGAGCGCCUGGAUCCCCUCAUCCUGGCAGGCUUUGCGUGCACUCGCGAAGCUGCGAGGAAGGCCAUCUGGGACCAGCCUCCGGGGGCUUUCCUGCUCCGCUUUGGCAGCAAGGGCGGUCAGCUGGUGAUGACCCUGAAGAGCUUCUCUGGCAGCGUCGAUCAUGUCCUCCUGAAUCACUUCCGCCUCCAAGCGGAGGGGCUGGAGAACACCGUGCAAGCCUACCCAGAGGCGCGGCUGCUCCUGGACACCAGCACCGGGUAUCUACACAAUCUGAACCAUGCCCUGCAAUGGCACUAUAUCAAUCAGGAUGGCGGCGAUGUCCCCGGCCCCAAAAGGCGCAAGGACUACUGCUCCAGCCCGACCGAGUGCUCCUCCCGCAACCAGGGCCCCUGCGAAGGCUCCGGCAGCUUCCCAUCGCUUGCUGGCUUCCCCCUGGGGCCUGGGCUCCCUCAUGGGCCCGUGGACAUGCUGCUGGCCCCCCCGGGACCAGGGGAGGGGCAUUCGGCGCCGCCCUCCCUCGUGCGGGGCCCAGGCGCCGAUGCCCACACGCUGUACAACCCGCUCAUCGAUGGGUCUUUCCUCCUGCCCUCAGGCAUGCUGCCCCACCCAGGCAGCGCCGACUUCCUGCACCUCAGCGGGGGCCAGGACGGCCCUGGCGCCUGGAACUAG
Auxenochlorella protothecoides is the source of this 1665-nucleotide messenger RNA. RefSeq lists its product as hypothetical. The coding region runs from base 1 to 1665 and encodes 554 amino acids. Lineage: Eukaryota; Viridiplantae; Chlorophyta; Trebouxiophyceae; Chlorellales; Chlorellaceae. The record is from RefSeq and is a predicted model, not a curated record. The transcript has 11 exons.